AUGAAUUAUGAACACGAUCCACCAACGUGGCUGCCAAGUAUAAAAAGAGAAAAUCGAAUGUCACACGACCGACAGUUUCGAACGAUCGAACGUUCAAGAAUGGCGAAGCUCGCGACGAUCACGAUCGUUCUUGCAACCUGCAGCGUGCCGCGAUCCAGCGGGAUUGAUCCACGCGGAUCGAUCGAGGACGAGCUAGCGGCACCAGGUAUAAGAGACGAGGCCAUCAGAGAGAUUUUCCAUGUUAUCUCGACGGAGACGUCGAGCGAGAAGGACGACGAGCAGUUGGUGAAGCUGAUCAAAGAAGAAAUCGUAAGAACGGCGCAUAGUGUCAAAACGCCAUCAGGUUCGAUCGAAGCUGCUGCCAGAAGAGCGCAAAGAUUGGUCACAGAAUUGACAGCCGCCUACACCACCGCCAUUUACAAAUCGAAAUCCUCCGAGGAGGCGAAAGUGAACUUUGCUAGGUUUCGAAACACCGUGCAGAAAAUCGUCGACUUUAUAAAAAAGGGUCAAUUUGUCAUAGAAACUUUCGAAGAAUCGUGCAAAACAUGGAUCUCAUUUCUUAAUUUAUAUCACUUAGAAGAUUUAAAAAUUUGCGAAGAAAAUCUCAGAAGAAUGGGGAACAGUUUCAACCAUUUUCCGAUACCAAGGUUCUACAUAUACCAAAACAGUUUAAAAAAUUCUAGACAAACCAAUUAAACAGAAGAUAAAAUUGUCAGUUUUCAGUCACACAAAAACUCCUUUACACCAUCCAACGGACAAAUAUAUUACAGAAAUCAAAUUUCCAACAAUCGAAUCGGAUCGCAAAAAUCCUGGAUAAUUCUUUCCUUCUAGAUAGACGCGAAACUUUCAGAAAUCUUCAAAACAAGGACCAUGUUGCUUAGUUGUUAAUCAAAAAACUUUAACCUAAACCUGAAACAAUAAUUAGAAGAGAAUAAUCUUCAAUCCUCGAUUCGCUCAAAGACGUUCAACAUCCAACAAUCCGUCACGCCACGAGGCCAUCUUGAGAUUCCAGCAAUCCGUACUACGAUCACGAAGCCAUAAAAAAAUCUCUCGCACGUAUCAAUCAUAGAAGACGUUCCUCCGAAUCUAUCGAGAGCAUCGAACACGUGCCACGAGUACUUCUACUUCGUACGCAGUAGAUCGUACGAGAUACGCACGUCUUCUAUCUUUUUCUUUUUUCUUUUUUUUUUUUUUUUGUUUUUUUCAUUUCAGUCCGGUCGACGACGACGACGUUGCCUGGAUUUACACGCGCGUAUGUACACGCGCGUAUGGCAACGAAAAUUAUUCCGGCUGACGUAUGAGUCAGGGCAGACGAUCCAUUGUAAAAGCGGCAUGGGCUCAUAAUCUGGCGAGGUAGGAUCUCCAGGCCGAGCUGACCGGAACUGCGCCUAUGCUCUCUCGCCGGAAGUGCCGCUGCCACAUGUAGUAAUAUAAAUUAUAAUGCCCUUACGGUUUUUCCUUUCGCGGAUUUGCAUUUAAAACACCGGAAUGGCAUUGUGUCGUCGGGAUCGGCGCGAGCGAUUUUCAUGGAAAUAAGAAAACCGUCGGGGGCCAAACCUCGUUUCUACCACUCUUUUUCACUCUUCUCGUGUACCACCGACACGCUGGUAUUCUUUUUUUUUUUUUUUUCUUUUGGUCCUCUGCGUGAAGAGAUAAAAUGAUAGUUCAUUUAUAUCUUUUGCUCUAUUCCAGUCUCUACACUACUUUAUACUUUAGUUUUUACAGUUUUCUUUUUAAUUUUUAUUGAUUCUUUUAUUAAUUCUUUUUCUUUUUUCUUGUCCAGUGUCGCAUAUAUUAA
Messenger RNA from Heterotrigona itama, 1798 nucleotides. Lineage: Eukaryota; Metazoa; Arthropoda; Insecta; Hymenoptera; Apidae. The record is from the annotation of a GenBank genome assembly.